Molecule: messenger RNA, 953 nt
Organism: Protopterus annectens (West African lungfish)
Lineage: Eukaryota; Metazoa; Chordata; Ceratodontiformes; Protopteridae
Product: neuromedin-U receptor 2-like
Exons: 3
Coding region: 78-953 (291 amino acids)
Biological process (GO): G protein-coupled receptor signaling pathway
Cellular component (GO): plasma membrane
Molecular function (GO): neuromedin U receptor activity
Source: RefSeq, a predicted model, not a curated record
UGCACAACUGGCAGUUCUUUUCUUUUUUUCUUUUUUCUUUCACAUCCCUUUCUCAUACUGAAAAAUAGUUGUAUUUUAUGCAAUUUAAGGAAAGCAAAAUAUGGUAUUUGGUUCCUGAAAUGAAUUGGAACUCCAGUUUAUCACAAAUGGGCAACAAUUCUCAAGAGGAUGCUUUGCUGAACUAUAUCAACAGUACGGAAGACUAUUUAGCUCUGUUAUGUGGGCCAAAGCGAAGUCAUUUAUCCUUACCUAUGAGUUUAAUAUAUGCUGUCAUAUUUGUGGUUGGUGUUACUGGUAACCUGUUGGUCUGCAUUGUUAUUGUGAAACACAGAAAUAUGAAAACUCCAACCAAUUAUUACCUUUUCAGUCUGGCAAUAUCUGACCUCCUGGUCCUGAUUUUUGGCAUGCCUCUGGAAAUCUAUGAAAUGUGGAAUCACUACCCUUUUCUGUUUGGAGCUGUGGGAUGCUACUUCAAGACUGCUCUCUUUGAAACUGUAUGUUUUGCCUCUAUUUUGAAUGUGACCAUAGUCAGUAUAGAGAGGUAUGUGGCUAUUGUACAUCCAUUCAGGGCCAAGUCAGACAGCACAAGGAAGCGAGCCCUGAGAAUUAUAAUAGUUCUGUGGAUUUUCUCCAUUCUGUUUUCUGUUCCCAAUACCAGCAUUCAUGGGAUACAGCUGCAGGACUUCCCCAAUGGCACCAUAAUUGCUGAUUCUGCGACAUGUACUGUGGUAACCCCCAUGUGGAUUUACAACUUUAUUAUUCAGAUAACUUCUUUUCUGUUCUACGUACUACCCAUGGGGCUCAUUAGUAUUCUCUACUACCUGAUGGGGGUAAAACACCAGAGGAGAUUGAAGAAAAUUAUAUUGCCUACCAGAGGAGGCAGGUCAGGUUCUGAAGGCAGUGAUCCCGAUACAGAAUUUCAGGGAGAUACUCCACAGCCACUUGAGUAUUAA